This is a messenger RNA of Daldinia vernicosa, 438 nucleotides long. RefSeq lists its product as uncharacterized. Lineage: Eukaryota; Fungi; Ascomycota; Sordariomycetes; Xylariales; Hypoxylaceae. The transcript is spliced from 2 exons. The record is from RefSeq and is a predicted model, not a curated record. Bases 1 to 438 code for a protein of 145 amino acids.
AUGAAGGCCGACGGCGUUGUAGCCCUUGCACUCGCCUCAGUUGUGCAUGCUCAUUGUACUUUUCCAACAUCCUCAUUUUAUGUCCGCAAGACUACCAACUUUGGCGUUCACGACCAUGGCCCGCUUUUCAACGUCUCAUCGACAGACCUCAGAUAUUUUGAGCUUGAGCCAGGUAAAGGGAGCCCCGAAACCAUGUCCGUCAAGGCUGGCAACACGGUGGGCUUCGGAGCAGACGGCAAUGUUACGCAUCCUGGACCUCUUCAGUUCUACAUGGCGAAGGUUCCGGAAGGAGAGACUGCCAAAGCCUUUGUAGGAGACGGGGACGUUUGGUUCAAAAUCUUUAACGAUGACCCGGAAUUCGGCGGGAGUUGGCCUGAGUGGCCUAACUGGUCCCGGGUCCUACCCCUAUUUCUUGCUAAACGCAACUCGCCUGGCUAG